Diabrotica virgifera virgifera (western corn rootworm) is the source of this 3698-nucleotide messenger RNA. Its product is annotated as protoporphyrinogen oxidase. NCBI's taxonomy places the organism in Eukaryota, Metazoa, Arthropoda, Insecta, Coleoptera, Chrysomelidae. The transcript has a single exon. Gene Ontology annotation, cellular component: mitochondrial inner membrane. Gene Ontology annotation, molecular function: protoporphyrinogen oxidase activity, oxygen as acceptor. The record is from RefSeq and is a predicted model, not a curated record. Gene Ontology annotation, biological process: heme biosynthetic process. The coding region runs from base 17 to 1489 and encodes 490 amino acids.
CGCUAGAAAAGAUCUAAUGAAAAUAAUUAAAAAAAAAGAAGUUAAAAUUAACCUCGGACACACUAACCUAAAAAUAACACUAAACGUCAAAAUGUCAACUGUUAUUGUUGGUGGUGGAUUGUCCGGUCUUUCAGUCGGUUAUUAUUUACUGAAAAAAUUUCCUAAACAGCCAGUAACACUAUUGGAAGCCUCGAAUCGCCUAGGGGGCUGGAUAAAAACUAAUUCGUUGGAUAACAAUGUCAUUUUUGAAGAAGGUCCACGAACAAUUAGGCCCCACGGACCAGCCGCCGCAAACACCCUGUCCUUGAUUGAAGAGAUUGGUUUGGCAAAAGAAGUUUUACCGAUUUAUUCAACACAAUCCGCAGCUAAAAAUCGUAUGAUAUAUGUUAAUGGGCAGUUGCACCUACUUCCCUCUUCUGCAGGAAGUUUAUUUAAAACAAUACCACCCUUUACGAAGCCUUUGGUUAGGUAUCUAGCACAAGAUUUAUUUGCUUUUAAAAAGAGCGUUAAAGAUGAAUCUAUUUAUGACUUUACAAAGAGGAGAUUUGGAACCGAGUUUGCCGACUAUUUAAUAAGUUCGAUGAUAUGUGGUAUUUGUGCUGGCAAUGCUAAAGAGAUAAGUGUAAAUUUCUUAAUGAAAACUUUGUUUGACUACGAACAAAAAUAUGGAAGCAUAUUUAGGGGACUAAUAGGCAAUCUUUUUAAGUCUAAGUCCAACAAAUCUACCCUUAGUGAACUAGCUAUAAGAUCUAAAAAAGAACGCUGGAGUGUCUAUUCGUUUAAAAAUGGUUUGGAGAGCCUUACACAAAGAUUAGAAAUGUCUUUGAAAAACAAGAUAUCAGUAGAAUUGAACACAAGAUGUACCAACGUAGAGAUUGCUUCCAAUAAAAUAUUUUUGCAGCUAAAUAAUGGAAAAUCCAUAGAAGCAUCCAAAGUAAUCAGCUGUAUUUCUUCAGAAAACUUAGGAGAAUUAUUAAGAAAUCAACAUCCAGAAUUAUCUUCACUUUUAGACAGUAUUGAAAGUGUUACUGUAGGUGUCGUUAAUUUACAGUACGACCAAAAACUGAUAAUACAAGAAGGAUUUGGUUUCUUAGUUCCUCCUAGAGAAAACCUUCCGAUACUGGGUGUUACUUACGACAGUUGUUGUUUUCCUAAAGGGAACAACACAGUACUGACAGUGAUGAUGGGUGGUGCCUGGUUUGAACAACUUUUUGGUAAAAACCCCAGCCCAGAUGUACUCUUACAAACUGCUAAGGAACAAAUAAGAUCGAUAUUAAAUAUUAAUGAAGAACCAGUAAGGUCCAAAGUGAGCAUACUUGAAAAGUGCAUUCCUCAGUAUAGGGUUGGACAUAACGAAACUGUAGAAAGGAUUAAUCGGUAUAUUGAUGAUAAAAAGUUACCUCUGUAUCUCUGUGGGUCCUCCUACUAUGGUGUUGGUGUUAAUGAUGUAAUUUUAUCUGCGAAAAAUGCUGUAGACAAAAUUGUUUAAUAAUUGAAAACUGAGUAUCAGGUUCUGGCACAAUAAAGAUUUAACACAUUAACUGCGGGACAAGGUGUAUUUGAACCCAUUAAUGUUCUUCGUAUAUGGCAAAAUCAAUUUUUAUAAGGCUUCACAUAUGGUGGAGUGAGGUCUAAGAGACCUCGUCAGAAACCCUGAAGAGGUUAAAAUGUAUUUUUGGCAAUUGUCUUGUUAUAAUAAAUGGAAACUGAAUAUUUUUAUAGAAAUUCAUUGUAAAACUGUCAAACAAUAUUCCUUUCUCACAGUUCCUUGAUGGUAAUAAAAAAAUCAUAAUUAAGUUCCAUGAAAAUUUUAUAAGAUUUUUAUUGAAAUAAAACUCAAAAUUUUGUAAAAAAGAAAGUGAAAUUCAUGAAUUAUACAUUGUUCAUUUUUGGCCACUAUCGGCCGACCGUCUUCUAUUGAUGUCACAAUGAGAGUGACCACUGUUAUAAUACAUAUGUUUAUAAUGGGUUGUUGUCGAGAUUUUUGUGUGAUUAAAGUGGACUAGUAGGCUCUUUAGUGUGAAAGAAUUAUUAUUAUUAACCCCUUAAUGUUUUGAUUUAAAAAUUAGUUCAUUUAAAGAAAACUGAAGGAUAUCUUAAAAUAACAAAAUAUUUUUAGAAAUAUUUUGUACUAUUCAAAAGCAGGGCCUAUUUUACCACCAGGCCCGUGAGGCACCUGCCUCGGGCCUACAUUUUAAUGGGGCCCGGAAAGAAAGUGUUUUAUUGCAAUAUCAAAAUUAUUUCAUUUUAUGAACAGAAAAUGAUAAAUGAUGACUCCACUGUUGAUUUUCAAGCGACUUCACCUGUCACAAGUACAUCUCCGUCAUCUCCUAUAGAAAACGACAAUGUCAAUAACUCUUUUCCUAGCGAUAUAGGGAAUUGGCCAAAACAUUUAAAUCUGGAAUUUCAAUAAUAUUUUAUAAAUAAUCGGCCUACUCAAUAUAUUGAUAAAAUUAGUGAAUGAGUUACACAACUGGAUAAUAACAAAAGGAGACAUUUGCAAAUUGCGAUUUUUUUAUAAAAUGAAAGCUAAUGGGAAAAAAUUCUUCGCGAGUGGUUAGAGUACAGUCCUAAAUAUAGCAGUGUUUUUUGUUACGUUUGUAAACUGAUUUCCACGAAAAUUAUUGUUCUUUUAACUUUCAAUGCUUAUAAUGACUGGAAAAAUAUCAAUAGGACAGUUAUUCAAUAUGAGCGAUCUCCGGAACAUAUUUCAUAAUUGGUAAUUUAGUCAAGAGAAGUAGUAAUUACAGCAGGACAAAUUGUAACAUUAAUGAAAAACAGUUAUUUAGAAGAAAAUGAACAUUGGAGAAACGUUCUUCAACAAAUAAUAGCAACCAUUCAAUUUUUUUCCAAGAAUGGUCUACUCUUUUCUGGUUCAAGAACCAAAUUAUUUACAAAUAAAAGGAAAUGACAUAUAUACAGUGUGUCGCAUUUAAGAUAAAGACAGCCCUAUAUUUUGGCUAUCAAAACAAAUACAGACUUAAAAUUUUGCAGAGUGAUACAGGUUGAAUGUUCACACUUUUUAUGAGCUGAAAUUUAAAUUUUAAACGCAGCCUACUGCUUGCUAAUACUGCUACUCCACAAACAGGAUAAAUUUUCGAUAUUUUCCUUCACGUUAGAGAUAUCGGAAAAAGUUAUGUGAAAAAGUUGUUCCAAAUAUGAUUGUAACCCCACAUACCAAAUUUCAUGACAAAAUUGCCACUUUUAGUUUUUUCAACAUUUGUAAUCAGUGCCCUAAAACUUAAAAUUGACUUGCCCGACAUGCAUCUCGGGACAACUGAGAUGAAUUUUAGGGUCCUGACUACACAUACUACAAAAACUAAAAGUGCGAAUUUUUUCAUGCAAUUUGCUAUGUGGGGUUAAAAUAAGAAUAGAUAAAAAUUUAAAUUUCUGGUGCAACUAUAUUUCUAUUCUAUUCUAUUCUAUUCUAUUAAUUCAUAUAAAAAAGUUAUUACAUAUUAUCAUUAAAUCAUAUUUAGGGGCCCGAAAAUUGUGCAGUGCCUCGGGCCUGAUUUGAAGUAAAAUAAAUAGGCUCUGUUCAAAAGUGAUAUUAACUGAUUAAUUAGUUCUUUAAAUCAGAAGAUCAAGACUGUUGAGAAAGUAACAAACAUUUUUAUAUUUAUAAGAACGUUAUUCCAAAUAAAUUGUUAAGACUUUUGUCGCCUUGUAUAUUUUAUUAAAGAUUAAUAUUACUGAAA